Molecule: messenger RNA, 1773 nt
Organism: Tachysurus fulvidraco (yellow catfish)
Lineage: Eukaryota; Metazoa; Chordata; Actinopteri; Siluriformes; Bagridae
Product: E3 ubiquitin/ISG15 ligase TRIM25-like
Exons: 5
Coding region: 62-1555 (497 amino acids)
Molecular function (GO): protein binding; zinc ion binding
Source: RefSeq, a predicted model, not a curated record
UCUCUCUCUCUCUCUCUCUCUCUCUCUCUCUCUCUCUCUCUCUCAGUGUGAGUGCAGGAAAAUGGCAGAGGCCAGUAUUUCAGUAGAUCAGGAUCACUUCAGCUGUCCAGUGUGUCUGUAUCUCCUGAAUGAUCCAGUGACUACUCCCUGUGGUCACAGUUUCUGUAAGGUGUGUAUUAAUGCUCACUGGGAUCAGGAGGAUGUGAAGGGCGUCUACAGCUGUCCUCAGUGUAGAGAGACUUUCACUCCAAGGCCUGUUCUACACAGGAACAACAUGCUGGCUGAAGUGGUGGAGAAACUGAAGAAGACUGAACUCCAAGCUGCUUCUCCUGCUCACUGUUACACUGGACCUGGAGAUGUGGAGUGUGAUUUCUGCACAGGGAGAAAACACAAAGCCGUCAAGUCCUGUCUGGUUUGUCAGGCCUCCUAUUGUGAAGAUCAUCUUAAACCUCACUAUCAGUCUCCUGCCUUUAAGAAGCACAAGUUAGUUGAAGCCUGUGCAGAGCUCCAAGAGAAGAUCUGCUCUGAACAUGACAAACUGAUGGAGAUCUACUGUAGUACUGACCAAAGCUUCAUCUGUUACUUGUGUACGAUGGAAGAACACAAAGGUCAUGAUACAGUUCCAGCUAAAGCAGAAAGAACUAAAAAACAGAAUGAGUUAAAGGAGGAUCAGAUAAAAUUCCAGCAGAGGAUCCAGGAGAAGCAGAAGAAGGUGCAGGAGCUGAAACAGACUGUGGACAUUAUUAAGAUACGUUCACAGGCAGCAGUAGAUGACAGUGAGAGGAUCUUUACUGAGAUGAUCAGCUCCAUGGAGAAAAAGCGCUCGGAGGUGACGGAGCUGAUCAGAGCUCAGGAGAAAGAUGAAGUGAGUCGAGCUGAACGACUCCUGAAUCAACUGGAGCAGGAGAUUGCUGAUCUUAAGAGGAGAGUCACUGAGCUGGAGCAGCUUUCACACACACACGAUGACAUCCACUUCGUUCAGAUGAUUUUACCUUCAGAACAAAAGAGCAGAGAAGAUUUUCUGCAGUAUUUCUGUUAUCUGACUCUGGAUCCAAACACAGCACAUCGUCGACUCAUUCUGUCUGAGAAGAACAGAGUGAUGACACUGAGUGAGACACAACAGCGAUACUCUGAUCAUCCAGAGAGAUUUGACUUCUAUACUCAGGUGUUGUGUAAGGAGAGUGUGUGUGGUCGCUGUUACUGGGAGGUGGAGAGGAGCAGUGAUGUGUACAUAUCAGUGUCAUAUAAAGAGAUCAGCAGGAAAGGACGGGGUUAUGAGUGUCGGUUUGGAGGCAACAGUCAGUCCUGGAGUCUGCGGUGUUUUUCUUCCUCUGUCGCUUUCUAUCACAACAGCAUUGAGACUGAGCUCCGAGGUCCAUCAUCCUCCAGAAUAGGAGUGUAUGUGGAUCACAAUGCAGGAACUCUGUCCUUCUACAGCAUCUCUGACACCAUGAGGCUCCUCCACAGAGUCCACACCACAUUCACUCAGCCUCUAUAUGCUGGAGUCUGUGUGUAUUGUUAUAAGUCAUCUGUGAGAUUUUGUGAUCCAAAAUAAAAAGUUAGUAAAAGUGUUUAUAAAAACUAUAAGUGAGGUGUGAGAUUUAAUUUGUCCCUGAGCUACACUGGACAUUUUGUGUGCAGAAACUGGAACAGUAAUGAAUGCAGAAUGUAGAAACAGACUAUUUAAUUGUAUGCACUAUUAGGAUGGGUUUAUUAUAGUUGAUAUAAAAAUGUUCAAUGUCUCCUCAGAAAUAAUAAACUUUACUCAAACUG